AAGGCAGAAGGACAGAAUGAAAGGGGAAGGAGGAUGAAGGAAGGAACAGAAAGGAAGAAAGGGGCAAUGACCAAUGGAAAUAAGUGGAAAGAUAUCUCUAAAGUUAGGACUGAUGAUAUCUGGCUUAAAUGUAUAAGCCAUGAUGUAUGACUGAGGUUACCCAGGACAACAGAGACAUGGGAAUAUCAAUUCAGAAAAAAGCUAUCAUGGAAGAAAUUAUUCAAGGCGCACUGGAUGAUUUUUCUCAAACUAAGGAAAUUCUGAGAUUGGAGCAGGCAAAAAAGAAUCUUGAAAACCUGAACUUGGAUCUUGAAAGGGAUAUGCUGAACCUAGAUGAGGCAAACCAGGCUCUUCUUGUGCAAAUCCGAGAGAAAGAACUACAGAUUCAAAGUCUAGAAAAAGAGAUCACCAAGUCGAUAGGCCUAGCUGGGGAAAGAGAUGAAUUUAACCUCACAGCAUAUGAGAGGGAGGAAGAACUGAAAAACCUGGAAUUGGAAACCGCAAAACUGGAAAGGAGUAAUGAGAUUCUGACUAAGAAUGUGAAUGAGCUGCGGGUGAAGCUUUCCAGGAAAACACCAGAGAAUUUGAAAGAAGUUGAAAAAGAAAAUCUAAAACAGAUGUUGGAGGAAUCAAAGGUGAGAUUACAAAAAGCCACAGACUUCUGUACAGAACAGGAAAAGGAACUGGCUAAGGUAAUAUCUGAAUGCCAAUCUGUGGACCAACUCUGUAAAGACCAGGCUUACUACAUAAAGAAAUACCAAGAAAUCCUGAGGCUGAUGGAGAAUGAUAGGGAGAUGCUGCUCCUUGAGACAGAAAUAAAAAAAGCCCAGAGCAUAUACAGUAAAUCUGAUUUGAUUCUGGAAGAGAACUUAUUCAAAAAAUUGCAAAGACAUUUUUGGUUCAGGAUUGCCCAGUUUGUCUUCUUGAUAAUCCUGUUCUUCACGAGGAUGCUGAGCUUUGGGUUUUUGUAUCUUCAUUUAAUAAAUCCAGAUUUUGUCCUGAACAAUCUGCCCAAGAUUAUGGACAGAGACACCUUGUGGAGACUGAGGAACUUUCUACUUCCAUCUCUCAAUCUCCAAGCAGAGGACUUUUUGCCACACUAGUUCAAGGUCAGGCCCUUCUCUUCAGAAGGUCCCAAGCCUCUCCCAAACAGAAGUGACAAGCAGUCACACCCAGACUUUGGGUGAGAAUGGAAGGGUCACAAGGUUGGACAGCAAGAGUUCUCUUCAGAGUUGUUCACAGUGCCCUGGUCCUCUGUCCUCUGUAUUCAUUUUCUUUUGAUUCCCAUUAUGAUUUCUCUCUUCUAAUAAAAAACAUGAUCAUUUA
This is a messenger RNA of Sarcophilus harrisii (Tasmanian devil), 1326 nucleotides long. Its product is annotated as transmembrane and coiled-coil domain-containing protein 5B-like. Bases 147 to 1103 code for a protein of 318 amino acids. The transcript is spliced from 12 exons. NCBI's taxonomy places the organism in Eukaryota, Metazoa, Chordata, Mammalia, Dasyuromorphia, Dasyuridae. The record is from RefSeq and is a predicted model, not a curated record.